Messenger RNA from Anopheles moucheti, 2336 nucleotides. Its product is annotated as zinc finger MYND domain-containing protein 11. Gene Ontology annotation, molecular function: protein binding; transcription corepressor activity. The coding region runs from base 1 to 2061 and encodes 686 amino acids. NCBI's taxonomy places the organism in Eukaryota, Metazoa, Arthropoda, Insecta, Diptera, Culicidae. The transcript has 5 exons. Gene Ontology annotation, biological process: regulation of transcription elongation by RNA polymerase II. The record is from RefSeq and is a predicted model, not a curated record.
AUGUCCGGCACAUGGCAGCAACAAACGCCUUGUGGCGUAAUUACCGCCAUUUGGAGCACCAUCAGCGCUAACCCAUCGGGCGAAAUGGAACACACGCGCUUAGUUAAACUGCUUAGCAAAUCGUUACAUCCAGACUAUCAGGAACUAGCUGAACAACACAUAAAAACAGCGUUGGAAGAAGGGCUCAUAGUGAGCGCUCGUGCAAAACAGCGCGGCAAGCAAAAGUCCAGCACUAAUUACACAUUUCCAAAAUGGCAAACCAUAUCCGUCCUACAGCCGGACAAAUGUUGCUACGAAUGUCACGACACUGGAAAUGUGGUAAAGUGCGAAGGUUGCAUGAGAAGUUUUCACGAGGGGUGCGUAAAAUCUCUGGACGAAAAGCAGGACGAGCUGAGCCAAUUUGUGUCCAAGGAAAAACGGAUCAUUAUAUCAGCGUCCGAGCAGCGACCAACAACUCCACGAGCACAGAGACGCAACUCCACCGUAUCGGUUGGCACCAUGGCAGAAAGUAUUGUUUGGCCAGUAGAUUUGGAACAGGAGGACGACGAGUCGAUUGAAAUUAUGGACGAAGAAAUACCGGGAACCGUGAUAAAGCAUGAGACAAUGAGUCUGGAUUCUUCCUACCAGAGUGUGAAGCUGGAGAACGAUGUAAAGGAAGGGCUGCUGGUGGAUGAUCCCACGUUUGUAGGGAUUAUCCGACCGCCGAAUCGACGUCUCGAAAAAAUGCUUAACUCAUCAACAAUUAAACCGGAAGAGCCUGAGUCGGACAGUGACGACCAGGCGGCACAGGCGGAAGAAAAUGAAUUGCUGAUGAGACGAUACUGCUAUGCCUGCCAAGUGCUUAAGAACAGUCCCAACAACGUCCCUCCGAAUGUUGAAAAGCGGGAAUUAAAUUACCUUUUAGGCUUCGUUGUUGAACAAUACAAAUCUUGGCUACCGAAGAAUACUUUUGCUCCCACCAAACUGUUCAGAAAUAAGUCGAGAAAACCGGUGCUCACGAUCAAAGCAAUAGACAUCUGCAAAAAGAUGUUGCUGCACACCCCAACAUCGCUAGCAGAUGUUCAAGAAAAACUCGCAAAUAAUGAGUAUAGUUCCCUAGAAGAGUUUCAUGUUGAUAUGUUGGACAUUGCACACAACAUAGGCAUCAUCCAUGGAGUGAACUCACUAGACUACAGUGCGGCAAUGUAUUUGCUUGCCGAUUGUGUUUACGAACUGCGGGAAAUACGCCAGUGUCCCGACUGUUACCGUCACUCGGCGGAAAAAGCGGAACCGGAAUGGUUUACGCGGCCAUGCCGUACCCGGCAUGAGGUGGUGUUUGCCAAGCUGAAAAGCUUCCAAUAUUGGCCAGCGAAAGUGGUCCGAGUGGCGAACGAUCGGUACGAUGUGCGUUUCUUUGGCGAUAAGCAUAUGCGAGCAUUGGUAAAUGCAAACUGCGUUCGUCCAAUUGAUACCGACUUACGCACCCUCCGGGUGAACGCUAAGCAACGUGGCUUUCAGCAAGCCAUGGCCGAAAUGCUUCAGUAUCAAUCACUAUCCGAAGGCGUAAGAGAAUACUUUUCCUUUCCAUCCGCAAUGGAGCAAAUGGAACGGGCUCGGACUGCACGUGAGACUGUGGUGGAAAGUUCAGUUCUACCGGUACCGUGUGGCGAACCAGUCGUUAACGGAAGCAUCAUAUCGAGACCCGUGACAAGAAAACGCAACAUUCAAAAUCCGCAACCCAGCGGGGUGAAUCUACAGAAGCAGAGGAAACUUUUAGACCGCCUUAUAAAUCCGGUGGAAUUGAGAGCGAAAGCUUUACAACUACUGCAGGAAGCGGAGGAAAAAUGGUCUCGUACUCUCGAGGAGCUUAAGGAAAAGCACCGUGCUGAAAUUGGUAGCCUUAAAAAGAAGCAAUGGUGUGCCAUGUGUGAAAAAGAGGCCAGAAUUCAAUGCUGUUGGAACACGUCCUACUGUACGACAGCUUGCCAGAAAAGUCACUCGGUACAGCAUCAAAAACGGCACCAGGCCGGAAGCCGGUAUCAUCGUCUGCGUUCCGUUUCCCCAGCAAAGCAGGGUAGCUAAUGUUGCGAGUUCCAAUCCCCGAUGUACAGUUUGAAUCCAUUUUCUUUAUACUGUUACCAUUCACACGAUUCAUUUUCUCUGUACAUAUUUUAAUUAUUUUUAAAACUAGCUAAACUACAUUCGCUUUUCCAUGGACCUAUGAACAUAUAGCAUCCGCUAUAUUGAAAUUAGAUUUACUUUUACGGUUUUACGAGUCUGUACCGUAGACAUUAGUUUUGUUGAUUUUACACCAAUUUUCGUUGGUAAUGAAAACGUGUUAUAAAGCGCGUUGAAAU